AUGGUUGUCAAGGUCGGUAUCAACGGUUUCGGCCGCAUUGGACGUAUUGUCUUCCGCAAUGCCAUCGAGCACAACGACGUUGAGAUCGUCGCCGUCAACGAUCCCUUCAUCGAGCCCCACUACGCGGCCUACAUGCUCAAGUAUGACAGCACACACGGCCGCUUCAACGGCGAGAUCAAGGUCGAGGGCAACAACCUGUCCAUCAACGGCAAGACCAUCCGCUUCUACACCGAGAAGGACCCCGCCAACAUCCCCUGGAGCGAGACUGGCGCUUUCUACGUCGUCGAGUCCACCGGUGUCUUCACCACCACCGAGAAGGCUAAGGCUCACUUGAAGGGAGGCGCCAAGAAGGUCGUCAUCUCUGCUCCCUCCGCUGACGCUCCCAUGUUCGUCAUGGGUGUCAACAACGAGACCUACAAGUCCGACAUCGAGGUCCUCUCCAACGCCUCUUGCACAACCAACUGCUUGGCUCCCCUCGCCAAGGUCAUCCACGACAAGUUCACCAUUGUCGAGGGUCUCAUGACCACUGUCCACUCCUACACCGCCACCCAGAAGGUCGUUGACGGUCCCUCCGCUAAGGACUGGCGUGGUGGCCGCACCGCUGCUCAGAACAUCAUUCCUUCCAGCACCGGUGCCGCCAAGGCUGUCGGCAAGGUCAUUCCUGACCUCAACGGCAAGCUCACUGGCAUGUCCAUGCGUGUUCCCACCUCCAACGUCUCCGUUGUUGACUUGACUGUCCGCAUCGAGAAGGGUGCCACCUACGACGAGAUCAAGGAGGCCGUCAAGGAGGCUUCCGAGGGCAAGCUCAAGGGCAUCCUCGGCUACACUGAGGACGAGAUCGUCUCCUCUGACCUGAACGGUGACGACCGCUCCUCCAUCUUCGAUGCUAAGGCCGGUAUCUCCCUCAACAAGAACUUCGUCAAGCUCGUCUCCUGGUACGACAACGAGUGGGGUUACUCCCGCCGUGUCCUCGACCUUUUGGUCUACAUUGCCAAGGUUGAUGGCAACGCUUAG
Ascochyta rabiei is the source of this 1014-nucleotide messenger RNA. RefSeq names its product Glyceraldehyde-3-phosphate dehydrogenase (phosphorylating). The transcript has 4 exons. Gene Ontology annotation, biological process: glucose metabolic process. The coding region runs from base 1 to 1014 and encodes 337 amino acids. Lineage: Eukaryota; Fungi; Ascomycota; Dothideomycetes; Pleosporales; Didymellaceae. Gene Ontology annotation, molecular function: NADP binding; NAD binding; oxidoreductase activity, acting on the aldehyde or oxo group of donors, NAD or NADP as acceptor. The record is from RefSeq and is a predicted model, not a curated record.